Molecule: messenger RNA, 351 nt
Organism: Fusarium keratoplasticum
Lineage: Eukaryota; Fungi; Ascomycota; Sordariomycetes; Hypocreales; Nectriaceae
Exons: 2
Coding region: 1-351 (116 amino acids)
Source: RefSeq, a predicted model, not a curated record
AUGGUCACGUCCCUCCUCUUUGUCGGCUUCAAUGCGCUCAAGAUGCUCGGCAUGGCUAACCCUCAAGAUCACGACGCUAGCCGUUUCUAUUACAUCGCCGAGGCCAUCUUCAUGGUGCUACGCGAUAGUGUGGACCCAAGCGCCGCUCACCUGCUGAAGGACUCUGCGCAUAUCGAAGAUGAAGAGGAGAGGAAGCAGCUUGUUGCCAGACAGCUCCAGCCUGCCUACUCGGUGAAUAUUGUGAGCAUUGCCGACGAUCCAGAGAAGCAGCGGCUGAGCAGGCUGGUAGAGGCGUAUACUGGUCUUGGUCUUGAUAAUGGCGCCGAGUCUGAGUGUUCGUGCAUGGAGUAA